AUGAGCCUUUUUAUACCACGAAGUAGGAUUGGUCUCGCAAAUGUUUUGAAGCGUUCGGUGCCAAGAUGCAUACCCAUGUUGAGAAGAUCAUUCCAUUCGUCUUCGUAUUUUCUACAGAAGAAUCAAAAUUCCGAUGAUUACGAGGCUCAGUUAAAGAAGGUGAGACAGAAGUUUGAGAAGAUGUCCAAGUCUCAAGAUCUACCGGCCGCCACUCUUCCCGAAGUGCAACUCCCUGUCGACCCAUUUGACAUAAGAUACCUCGACAGAUUGUCAGUUGUUUGUGAGUUUAUGUUGCGAGAAUUUGAAAGAAAAUGUGACGAGUUUGAAAAGUCCGGUGGGGUCAUUUUCUUGGAAGAUAAUGUAGCUGAAAAGGAGAUAAAGGAUAUCCAGGACUCAUUUACAAGACUGCACCCUCAUUUUCUGCCAUUGACCAAGGGCGAGAUUCUUCAAACUGUGCGUAUCUACUACGUGUUAGCAAACAAUUUGGAGUAUUUGGACCAAUUAAGGUUUAGUAACCCAGAUGUGCAGAAGCUAUUAACAGUGUUUGAUAAAGCCACUACCGAAACUCAAGACUUGAACCCUUCUGAUGUUGCACGCGACAUGAGGCUCAACGAGAAAUCAGUAAAACUUUGGUUUAAAAUCUUUAGCACCCUCCUUUCAACACCAUUUGCGGUCGAUGGAAAAAGGACAUUCGCACUUUGCCCCAACGAGUAUCAAAUAAUCAAUGAUUUCCAGAAACUUAAACUAGUGUUGAAGCAAAGACACAACAAUAGUGACAUUUUUUCAAACUUUUUCAAGCAAGCAAGUGAGAACAACAAGAAUCUGAGGAAGGGAAACAAAAAGAACAAAGGACCAGUGAAUAUAGAAAUUGAGUUUACACCAAAGCAAAUUGCUCAAGCCGUGGCUCUUAUAGCACUUGUUGUAUUUUUCAUUUCCUACACAGGUAGUGAUAAUGGGAAGGAAAUUACAUUCCAGGACUUUGUUGCUAAUUACUUGAGCAAAAACAUGGUAUCCAAAGUUGUUGUUGUGAAUAACUCUGUUGCAUACUUGGAGUUGAAUGACAAUGGAUUGCGCCAGAAUCACGCAGACAAGUUGUAUUUUAGCAUUGGUUCCGUUGAAACAUUUGAACGUAACUUGAGGGAAGCACAAGAUAAGUACAACAUCAGUCCCCAAAUGAGAGUUCCGGUAGUAUACACAACCAAAGGUAGCACAACCAAAUUCUUGAUCAACUUCUUGCCGACUGUUUUGUUCUUGGGUGCUAUUUACUGGAUGACCAAAAAGGCCGCGUCAUCAAUGGGUGGAAUGGGUCCAAUGGGUUUUGGAAAAUCUACUGCGAAAAAGUUCAAUCAAGAAACGGAUGUUAAAAUCAAAUUCAAGGAUGUUGCAGGUAUGGCAGAAGCAAAACAAGAAGUGACUGAGUUUGUCAACUUUUUGCAAAAUCCAGAAAAAUACGAAAGGCUUGGUGCAAAGAUUCCUCGUGGAGCUAUUCUUUCAGGGCCACCAGGAACAGGUAAGACGUUACUUGCCAAAGCCACAGCUGGAGAGGCCGGUGUCCCCUUUUAUUCUGUAUCGGGUUCCGAAUUUGUUGAGAUGUUUGUUGGUGUGGGUGCUUCUCGUGUACGUGAUUUGUUCAAAACUGCUAGAGAAAAUGCCCCCUCUAUUGUUUUUGUUGAUGAGAUUGAUGCCAUUGGUAAACAAAGAUCAAAGGGAAAUGCCACAGGGGCAAAUGACGAGAGAGAAACUACAUUGAAUCAAUUGUUGGUUGAAAUGGAUGGAUUUGACAGCACUGAUCACGUUGUGGUCUUGGCAGGUACAAACAGAGCCGACAUUUUAGAUAGAGCAUUAUUGAGACCAGGAAGAUUUGACAGACAUAUUCAUAUCGAUAAUCCUGAAUUGCAAGGAAGAAAAGAAAUUUUUGAUGUUCAUUUGAGAAAAAUCACCUUGGAAAAAGAUGUUGAUCGUGAUUUAUCUGGAAGAUUAGCAGCUUUAACUCCUGGAUUCUCUGGUGCUGACAUUGCCAAUGUUUGUAAUGAAGCUGCGUUGAUUGCUGCACGGUACAAUGCCAGUGCAGUGACUUUAAGACAUUUCGAGUUGGCUAUUGAACGAGUCAUUGGAGGGGUUGAAAAGAAGUCGAAAUUGUUGAAUCCAGAAGAACAGAGGAUUGUUGCAUUCCAUGAGGCUGGACAUGCUAUAUGUGGAUGGUUCUUGAAGCAUGCACACCCGUUGUUAAAAGUAUCCAUCAUCCCUAGAGGGAAAGGAACUUUGGGUUAUGCACAGUACUUGCCUCCUGACCAAUACUUGAUGUCCACUGCGCAAUUAUACGACAGAAUGAUUAUGACUUUGGGAGGUAGAGUGUCCGAGGAGUUACAUUUUGCUUCCGUCACUGGAGGUGCUCAUGACGAUUUCAAAAAAGUCACAAAUAUUGCUCAAUCAAUGGUUUUGCGUUUUGGAAUGUCACCAAAGAUUGGUAUGGUCAAUUACUACGAUACUAGAUCUCAGGAUGACUUGACCAAGCCUUUUAGUGAAGAGACGAGCAGGGAAAUUGACGCUGAGGUUAAGAGAAUCGUUCAAGAAUGUCACGAUAAAUGCAAGCAAUUGUUGAAGGAGAAGGCUAAUGAGGUGAAGUUGGUGGCUGAGGAGUUAUUGAAGAAGGAGUUCAUCACUAGAGAGGAUAUGAUUAGGUUGUUGGGUAAGAGACCAUUCCCUGAGACUAACGAUGCUUUCGACAAGUAUCUUGAUGGUAAAGAUGCUUUCAAGAAUAUUAAACCCGAGAAUGAGAGAAAAGAUAAUGAAAAGGAUGAGGGAGAGAAGAAAGAGGGGGAGGAAGGAGAGAGAAAUUGA
This is a messenger RNA of Lodderomyces theae, 2841 nucleotides long. Its product is annotated as m-AAA protease subunit. Gene Ontology annotation, biological process: mitochondrial protein processing; protein-containing complex assembly. Gene Ontology annotation, molecular function: ATP-dependent peptidase activity; ATP hydrolysis activity; metalloendopeptidase activity. Gene Ontology annotation, cellular component: m-AAA complex; membrane. Lineage: Eukaryota; Fungi; Ascomycota; Pichiomycetes; Serinales; Debaryomycetaceae. The coding region runs from base 1 to 2841 and encodes 946 amino acids. The transcript has a single exon. The record is from RefSeq and is a predicted model, not a curated record.